CCUUUUACUCUCGCAAGCUUGUCUCUCCUUUCACGUCGCUGCUCUUGUUCUUAUCUCUUGUUCUUGAUUUUUGUAGGCUGUAUCUUUUCGAGCGUGUUUCCCAUCAUGGCAGAAAUUGAAACUCCAGCAACACCGGCGUCGCCAGUCUUCCCUGACACUCUGACUUCUGUCACCGCUCUUGCUCGAUUCGAGUUCGAGCCCGGCCGAGGCAACGAAGGAACCAAAGUCUUGAUGGUCGAAUGGCAAGACGAUGACCACGCUCGCUCCAAGUCAGGUAGAUGGCAGGUUUCAUGGUCUGGCAAGCGGACAGUCUUCCCCGCGGACGACAACCCUUCGGACAAUAUCCGUCGAGUCUAUUUUCUCUUGCCUCCUGGUGCGACCAUCCCUCCUCAUGUCACUCUCGCAUAUUAUCCCUUUGCGGAAAAGACCGAGGGUUCAGCCACCCCGUUACGAAUGACGGUGAACCCUUUGCCGGCCAUCUUUACACCGGAACUCGGAGCCACUGCAAAGGCCGCUGGUAAGCGGGGAGUGCUGCAUACGAUAUGGGCCAAGAAGAGAUUACAGGUUCUCGACAAGGAGAUCAAACAUGAGGAGGAGCACAACCUAGAGGGUAUAGCUUUGGAGAUGGCCAGGUCGGAAAAAAGCUGGAUAGAGAACAACUUUGGAGUGGCUGGGAAGCCUCCUGCCCUGGAUUUGACCGCUGCCUCGAAAGCACCUCUUGCACCGACGAGCCCUGGCAUACAGAGCCCACGAUCUCCUGGCGGGAGAAGACUGAGCGAGAAAUUGAAAGGGUUGACGCUCGGGACCAGUGAGAAGGACCUGGCUCCCCGGGGCCUCAACACUCCUACGCGCGAGGUACAUCCGUUAUCACCGGAGGCAUCUGAUCUGGCAUACUCUUCGUUCAGCGCCUUCAGGAAUGGACCCUCACCCGCCUCCACCGCUGCCCCUUCGAAAAAGAUUGUGGCCCAAGCGCCCCCUGAGCACAUCAGAACACAGCAGGAACGAUCAUUAGCAGGCUCGAUGGACUUCAUGACCAAUAAGAAGCCGACAGACUCAACUGAAGAUGAUCUUUUCGCGGUCGCUCUGAGCCCCCGAUCACCCGAGGAUACGAAAAGUCCCUUCUCUUUCUCCAGCGCAGAUUUCGGAGCGUUCGAAAAGUUGAAAGGAGAGCGGUGAAUGAUGACUUUACUUUUUAUGAAUGAAAUGACCUUAUGAACGACAACUAUCAAAACGAUCUGACCAGACGAGCAACUUCCAAUCCAUUGCGACUCGGAUUGUACAAGCCACCACCACAUUCUUCUCAUUCCCUCGAAAGCCGCGGCUUGAACGUUGAUUCCAGUGAUACCCAAGACUCCAAUCCUAACCAUGUAAACCCAAGAAAACACAGCAAAGUCCUUCCCAAACCAUGAAAAAUGCAAACCACGUGCCCUAUCUCUCAUCUAUGCCAGAACCGCGGCAAUCAAAGCCGCAAUACCAAAGCCCGAGCUCACCAAGCGACUGGCAUCACCACUGUAUCGAGUCGUACCAGCAGUUGGGGCCGGCGCAGCCGUACUCGGUGGUGGCGGGGGCACGUUGGUGCCUGCAUUUGUGACCAUGGAGGCAGUAUAGUUUGAGGCAGGGUUCGUUGCAACCGGAGCAAUGGCUGUCUUGGUGCAGCCGCAGUUGUCAUCAUACCAUGUGUAGGUUGUGCCUGAUGUGCCUCCUGUGGCAGCUGCAGUGGGUGCAGGCAUCACCGAUGUCUGAUGGCAUCCGCAGUGUGGAUCCCAGUAUGUGACAGUGACAGUGGGUUCUGCACCAGCAGAGAUCAACGUUGCGUUGGCAGUUGGUGUGUAUGUUGUGAAUGGUGUCGUCGUUGUCACUGGCGGCGCAAUGGUUGUUGGGUCGCUGGUGCUCGAGGUGCUACUGCCUGAACCAGAUCCGACCCCGGCGGCAUUGAUGGCGAAGAGAGGUGAGAAGUUGGAUGAGCCAUCUUGAACGAUGCCAAGGCCAUAGUCGCCGGGGACGAAGCCAUCAGGGACGGUCACGGUCCAGUUGUACUCAGCAGACGAAGCUGGGAUAUUGGCUGCACAAACGGAGAAGUUAGCAUUUCGUGGCGCUUUGGGUUUGUUAGGACCUGGACGUACUAGCUAUAGGAUCGUUCCAGCUAAGAUUGCCGAAGAACAGGGAGACUGGUGAACCAUCUCCCACGGUGAAGUGGAUUGGAACGACUUGUCCGACGGUGACUGGACCCCAAGUCAUGUUGACGAAAUCAGAAGCGAGGGCGGUGGUGGCCAUGGUGCCGACGGCGAUGGCGACGAGACGAAGCAUGGUUACUGGCGCACAGGAUGAAUGAUUGAGAUGAAGUGGUCAAAAGAGUGACAAGGAGAGUUGAGAGACGACGAAGAACAAGACUGGGCAAAAUAAAUGAGUGACUGUGUGUGACUUUGGUUGGAUGCAAAGGGGGUAAGAGAGGGAAAAGAAGAGAGAAAAGUAGAUGGCCGGACACGAUCAACAGCAGUAGGUAUGCGGUGGUCAAAUACUUUAUCGCCAGGACCUUGGACCUUUGGGGGCACGAAUUCGUAUGUUUGUUGUGAAUGUGUUUCUUUGCCUCUGAUUUGAUGUGAUUUGAUGUGAUCCGAAGGAAACAAGAGCAAAAAGAGGUUGUUGUUGGGGGUGCUGACAUUCCAGUCCAUGUUGGUUGUUAUGUUGAGC
Molecule: messenger RNA, 2691 nt
Organism: Exophiala oligosperma
Lineage: Eukaryota; Fungi; Ascomycota; Eurotiomycetes; Chaetothyriales; Herpotrichiellaceae
Exons: 1
Coding region: 106-1176 (356 amino acids)
Source: RefSeq, a predicted model, not a curated record